GAUGGACUCUUGUAGUGCAGAUUCGUAUGGCGUUUGUUGCUUUGAGGAAACCAUCCAUUUCGUCUUGUUUCAAUCGAUCUGGCGACUUUUUAUCUGGAAUUGUGUUUGUGUGCACGAUUGAGUUUACGACUUACAGUGCGUUUGUCGCGCCUUCGGUAGUUACUUCAACUUAGGACGAUGGCUCGCGCCGACGGAUUGACGCCGCCCGGAUAUGAUACCUCUACCGAACACACCUUGCCUGGCCGAGAUUCCAUCACAACCACUCGCCAAUUUGUCCUCACCACCCCUCAAGUCACUUCGCCCUCAGACAUCACCGUAUCCCAGGAUACCUGUGCCGUGCAUACUUGCCCGGUCGAGAAUCACCAUCAACCAUCACAAACCAUCCAUCCACCACCUGUCCUCACCACCUCCCAAGUCACUUCGCACUCAGAUCCGACAUCUCCCAACAUGCCACCAAAACCAAAACGCUCCUCUACCCCCAAGACCAAAAUCAAAAUCAACACCCCUCGUACCUCUCCUACCCCUCGAACCACCAACAAGACCACUACCACAUUCCCCAAGACCAUCACCAUGAAGAAAGCACCAACCCCCAAAAGAAAAGCUAUCAGGCACCACGCCUGUCGCCUCAUCCCGUCAUGCAAGCAAGGCCACGGCGGCCCAGCAAAGAUCAUCCUGCCCAUCGGCAAGUACUUCGUCAGCGAGGAAGCACUUGAGCACGAUUUGGGUGCUCUCAAGCGGGGCGCUAUCUACCCGAACGAAAGCGAGUUCUACAAGCGCGUGAAGGCUUGGUAUAAAGCCGAGGUUGAUCGGUUGCUGCACCGACAGCGGGUUGAGAGUGAGGAAAAGAAAGAGAAAGAGGAGAAGGAACUUGAUAAGAUCAUGAUCAGGCCGACGGCGAUGACAAAGCCAGGGGCCACCAAGCGCAAACUUGCCGCCACCUCUGACUCCAACGACAUGGAGUUGUCUGACGACCGCUCAACGUCCGACUCUGCUGACAGCCCUUCGGACUCGGAGUACUCCGACUUCCAAAACAAGCCUCCCCGGAAGCCAAGGGCUUCAAGGGCUAACACACCAAUCCGCAAGAACCCUGAAAUGCUCCAAACACCAUCCCCAUCCCCGGAUAAGCCAACGCCAACACGCGUUCAACCCACCAGAGCAGCCAAGCGCAAAGCGGAGACCCCGUCGCUACCACCGACACCGCCCAAAACCCCGAGCCCCAAACGUCGGAAAGUCACCCUGAUCAUCAAACGCCCAAAUCAGGAGCCGAAAGCGGAGCAACCUGAAAAUAACCCCGAAGAAACAAAAGGCGACUAUAGCCUGUCGAAGCUGGACUUCAAGGAGUCUCAACCCAGCUACGCUGACCGAGGUGAGAUGGCCGACGGCCUGGAUGUAGCUUACUUCAUGAUGUCGGUCGAAAAAGCCGUAGAGGGCGCCAUCAACGAAUUAGUAGCCGCUCGUCUGGGAAACGGUGUCCUUUCACUAUCUUCCCCGAGAGAAAGCAACAAAGGGAUUCGCGCAAGGUGGAGAAGGUUUGGGAGCAUUAGCCAUGCCGGAGGCCAAGGCCGAAUUGCGCAAGAAAGUAAGAACGAGGAGGACGAGGUGUUUGAACCGGCGGGUGAUGCAGUGCCGGGGGAGGACUGGCGGCCGCCGCAGCCUCCACGUUCUGCACCUGCCACUCUUGAGUUGGGGAAGGGAGGGAAGAAGGGUGUGAAGAUGCAGAAAGGGCUGGAGCUCAGAAUCUCAUCCAAGGAAGGAACGCCGGCUCCGGAAGCGGUGAUGGAACCUAGUCCUACCCUUGGUCGGUGGCAGCUUGCGGAUAGGAGAGCUAGUGGUUCUUCUGGAUCAGGUGGUUAUGAGCGAUCGAAGGCUGGGGAUGUGGCGAAGUUGAAAGUCGAGGUCGACUCGGAGGCAGUAGCGGCGGAGAAAGAGUCUGCUCCUGGGUCAGGAGGAGGUGUCAUGGUCGAAUCGCCAGUCGAGGAAUCGAACAAAAGGUCGGUGCAGGUAUCUGGGUUGAAAUUCGACGUGGAGCUGCGUACGCUUGAAGUUGGACAAGAUGGCGAAGGAAGAAAGGACAUAUGGUUCCAUUUGCUGUGA
Molecule: messenger RNA, 2094 nt
Organism: Neurospora tetraspora
Lineage: Eukaryota; Fungi; Ascomycota; Sordariomycetes; Sordariales; Sordariaceae
Exons: 3
Coding region: 178-2094 (638 amino acids)
Source: RefSeq, a predicted model, not a curated record